UUUUGAAAUGCUAUGCAGUACUUCAAUACUCUUGUCCUUAUCCCGUGAACUCUGCAGUAGGGUUCUGGCAGUUGUACCUGUUGUAUGACCACCUCGUUUCCAGACAGGGGUAGGAGACAUGUUUCUUAGGUUUACUUGCGCUGUUGUUUACAUAUAUUAUUUGACUUAUACUACAUUAAUCUAAUAUACUAUUGAUGAAAUUUUUAUGGAGAUGAUUCUGUUGACUUUAUACAGUAAGUACUGCAUUUCUUUCAUUCACUAUUGCUGAGCUAGAUGACCCUGUUUAAUAUAUAAGUACAAUGUUUCUUUCAUACACUAUUGUUGAAAUUUUGAGGUAGAUGAUCAUCUUUACCAUAUGGGUACUUUAUUUUAUUCAUUUACUUAUUCGUCCGCUUUGGCCGAUCCCCGAGACGUCACCACUGGCUCUGGUCUUGUCCUACUUGGCUGCUGUUUGCCUGGUUGUCUCGUCAUUGGAAAUCGCCCAAAGCAUUCUUUUGCAUCUCAUUAGAGAAGUUCAGUGUCCAUACACCAAGAUUUCAGUCGGAUAUUCCAUUAUUCACUCUAAUCCACCCAUUCGUUUCUCCUAUACCAGAUACCAGUCAGCCUUUAUUUCCGUUCGCGUAAGUUAGAGAGAAUCCGGAUCAGCCACUCUGCGGGAGGGAGAAACUGCACCUUUAUUGAAAAGGCGCGGUCACACUAAGCCCUUGGAACAGACGGACCUCGAGGUAUGGGAAGACUCGAUCCCAGUACACAGCGUGGCAGGUCCCUCAUAAGUGGGGACGGGGAAAAGACCCCCGUGUCCCCCCGUAGGCGAUUAACUAUGCGAAAACCGAUUACUUCAUUAAGCACUGAAGGCUGUGCUUUGGUGUACAGUUAUGUGCCUUUUAUGUGUGUGUGUGUAUGCUUCGAAUUAUGAAUAGAUAACGUAGUAUUCCUUUGUAUUUAAGGCUAACGUGUGUGUAGCGUUCGUUUGACGGAUUCCUCCCGCGGACGGCGCCCAGUUCGAACAUGGACAUCCCUCAUGAAGUAGUUUAUUCCCUCAUCGAUAAAGUCAGGGCCAGUGAGCAAAUAUGGAACGUGAAGCAUAAAAACUUCAAGAGUAGGACACUGAGGAGGAUGAAUAUGGUUGAUAUUAGCAGGCAGCUGCAGCAGAAAUAUCCAAAAUAUGCAGAUAAGCUAACCACAGAUCACUGUUUCAGCAGAUUCCAAUAUUUACGGAGUAACUUUCACAAGCAGCUGCGAAAAAUUCAGAGUACUCCAAGUGGAUCGAGUAAAUGGGAAUUCUUCACAGCAUGCUCAUUUCUACACCCUGCGUUUAAAUUUGACUCCUCAGACUUUGAAAUGCAGCAGAGCAGUAAGGCUGCUUCAGAGCUGUCAGAGGAGCUGGUUUGGGAAGGUUCAGCUAGUGAUUUGAUUGAUGCUCCAAGUACAGUUAAGGCACCAGAGGAAGAAGUUGACCCUCUUGCCACAACUUUUGAACAGACCGGACUUCCUGCUCCAACAGACUCUCCUUCCACAACUUCAGGUGAAUCUAGAACUCCAACACCAACGAACAGCUCAUUUAUUAUUCCAACUCCACCAAUGCCAAGGAAAAAGAGGAAACACAACACCAGGGACAUUUCAAAUAUUGAGGACCAGGUGUUGCAAGAAUUAGCUAAUGUGCAUAAUGAGUGGAAGAAUCUGAAGCAGUUAAGUGCACCCUUGGAUCCUAUAAUAGAAUCUGUAAAGGGUUUUGUGAGGAUUUUAAAUGAGAGCCAUCCUCAUCUUAAGUCAAAGUUCCACCGAAAAGUUUUUGAAGCCAUGGCAGAGGUCUCACAAGAAUUUGGCUGAGAUAAGAAUGGCUUUUCCUCCCUCCUGAAUUUGUACAAUACUCAUAAAUAUCACAUACUUUUCUUAAGAAAAGUGAAUUGUCUAUUUUCUUGUCUUAUUUGUUGUUUAUGUAGUUUUUAAGUGAAAUAUAUUUUUAUAA
This is a messenger RNA of Penaeus vannamei (Pacific white shrimp), 1969 nucleotides long. NCBI's taxonomy places the organism in Eukaryota, Metazoa, Arthropoda, Malacostraca, Decapoda, Penaeidae. The record is from RefSeq and is a predicted model, not a curated record.